Manihot esculenta (cassava) is the source of this 1254-nucleotide messenger RNA. RefSeq names its product alpha carbonic anhydrase 7. The record is from RefSeq and is a predicted model, not a curated record. Gene Ontology annotation, molecular function: carbonate dehydratase activity; zinc ion binding. The coding region runs from base 334 to 1173 and encodes 279 amino acids. The transcript is spliced from 7 exons. Lineage: Eukaryota; Viridiplantae; Streptophyta; Magnoliopsida; Malpighiales; Euphorbiaceae.
AUUCUCUCUCAUUUCAAGCAUAAACAACUCAAAAGGCUGGCAAGAAAAAUAAGGAAACAAAUCCCACUCAUUUCCUAGUAGCCAGCGAGGUCUCCACACUCCUAUUUCUUUAUUUCUCUGACUCUCGACGUUCACAAAGGACACGUUAUGUCCAACAAAUACUUUUAUAAACUACGUACACUAAAAAAAAAAUGAAGAUUCUAGGCAGCUCAUCUUCCUCCGUAGACUCCUCAGGUUACAAUUAUAUAUAGACGUGCAUCAGUCUAAAAUGUCUCCAAGUAGAGAUCUUUCUUCCAUUUUUUCUUCGUUCAAGAUCUGGGGUUUUAUCAAAACAUGAAACAACAGAAAGCAUACUUGUUCUUUACUGCUACUCUAACCAUUGUCCUCCUCUUUUCGCAUCUUGCAUCCUCAGUUGAGUCUCAUGGAGAUGAGGUAGAGGAUGAGAGGGAGUUCGAUUACGAUCAAAGAAGUAAUAAAGGACCAGAACACUGGGGAGAGAUUAAGAAAGAAUGGGCUACUUGCAAGUCUGGGGAUUUACAAUCUCCUAUAGAUAUGUGUAAUAAGAGAGUUAAACUGACCAAAAAAUCUGGAGAUUUCAAGAGGAAUUACAAGGCUUGUAAUUCUAUAAUCAAGAACCGAGGCCAUGAUAUUUCGCUUCAAUGGGAGGGAUACAAUGCAGGGUCAGUAGAGAUAAAUGGGAAUGAAUACUUUCUGGAACAGUGCCAUUGGCACUCUCCUUCAGAGCACACCAUUAAUGGCAGGAGGUAUGACAUGGAGGUGCACAUGGUUCACGUAAACACUGACCCAAAUGUGAAAUACAACAUUACUGUUGUUGCUCUUCUCUACAAGAUUGGUCCACCUGAUGCUUUCCUCUCUAAGUUGCUAAGAGAUAUAAAAUCCAUGAAUGAUCGCGAGCAAGAAAGAAGCAUGGGAAUGAUAAAUCCAAAAGAGAUUAAAAUGGGUGGCAAGAAAUAUUACAGAUAUUUGGGUUCACUCACUGUUCCUCCUUGCACUGAAGGUGUUAUUUGGACAAUGAACAAGAAGAUAAGGACUGUUUCAGAAGACCAAGUUAAAGCAUUAAGAGAGGCUGUUCAUGAUUAUGCAAAGGAAAAUGCAAGACCAGUUCAACCACUGAAUAAACGAGAGAUCAAACUCUAUGGAGCAUCAAACUGAUUAAAUGAUGUAGAGGGUUUAUUAUGAGCAACAAAAUAAAUUCACCUUUUCAAAUGGAAGCAUUCAUUGAUUUUUUUUUUU